AUGGGUGGGUCAUGUUCGACAUGUUGUGCAUCUGUUGUAUUACCAACGAACCUUUCAUUCAAUGAAAUACCAGUUUCGACUACCGUGUCAAUCAAUCCUAAAUCCACGCGUAUUAUUGAAAAUUGUAUUAUUAUUUGGCUUUUUGAUGAUCCUUCAAAUAAAUUUGAAAAUGAAAAAAAACAAUUGAGUCGUCUCAUUUAUGGAUUUCAAAUAUUUACUAAUCCUGAUACAUGUAUUAAUUAUAUAAGAGAUAUUCAAGAUGAAAAAGUUUUUCUUAUUAUAUCUGUAACAUAUCAAUCUGUUCAAUAUAUUCAUGAUUUACCACAACUUGAAAAAGUCUAUAUAUUUGAUUCAUUUUCUUGCGAUGAUCGAAAUUGUACUUUAUCAAAUAAUACUUUUCAUGAUAUUAAUAAUCUUUGUAAACAAUUACAAUAUGAUAUUGAAUUAUGUGAAUUAGAUUUAAUAUAUUUUUCUGUUAUAUCAAAUUCAAUGCAUGAUAUGAAGUCAUCUAUGACUUUAACUAAAGAACAAGCAUCAUUUGUUUUUAUACAACUUACAAAUGAAAUAAUAGCUCGUCUAAAAUUUGAAAGUGUUGCUAAAGAUGUAUUUAUAGAUUUUUCUCGAAAACAUUAUACAAAUAAUCCUGAACAAUUACAUCUUAUUGAAGAAUUUGCAAAAUAUUAUCGCCCAAAUUUAGCACUUGGUUGGUUAAAAAGAUCAUGUUUUAUUUCGAAAAUACUAAAUCGUGUAGAACGUACACGUGAAAUUGAUAUUCUUUACAAACUUGGCUUCUUUAUCAAACAUCUUAAUGUGCAACUAGUACGUUUAUAUGAAGAGAAUGAGUUACUAAUGAAAAAUAUCUCUAUUGUGUAUCGUGGUAAAACUAUGUUGACUGAAGAAUUUGAUGCAUUAAUCAAGAAUAGUUAUGAUGGUCUUUUAUCAUUCUCUAAUUUUCUUGUAACUACUAUAAAUAAGGAAAAUGCUAUCGAUUUUAUUCAUCGUCGACUUACAACACGUCAAAAUAUGAUUGGAAUCGUUUUCGAAAUACAUAUUGACCAUAUGAUAUUUAAUGAAGAAGCUCCAUUUGCUUUACUUACAGGCAAUUCGACGAAAAAUUAUGAGAUCUGUUUUAGUGCGGGUACUGUUUUUCGAAUCGAAUCAAUUAAACAAUUUACAGAGAGUUCAUUAAUAAUCUGGUUCGUAACAUUAGUAUUAAUUAGACAUGAUGAUCCACAGCUGGAGCACAUCUUAAAACCAUUUCGGACUAGUGAACUACAUGAAAAUCCACUUUCACAUUUAGGUAAACUACUUAUGGAUAUGGGAGAAUAUAGACGUGCUGAACAAUGCUUUCUAGAAAUGAUAAAUGACACUUCUAUUCUAAGUCAACCUCGUCGUCUUGUACGUGUCCAUAAUGGACUUGGUGCUAACUAUCUACAUAAAGGCGACUAUGCUUCAGCAUUAGAACAUUAUAAACAAGCACUUCAAGUGAGCUUAACAUAUUUAUCACCAGAUCAUGAUGAGCUCGCUCCCAUGUACAAAACUAUUGCUGAUUGUUAUUUAAAUCAAAAUGAUUAUAGUCAAGCUUUACAAAACUAUGGACGAGCAAUCAAUUUAAUAGAGAACGGGCUAAAUUCGCCAAAAGCUCACAUGAUUACUGAAUUACGAACUCUUGUCACACAUGAACGUGUUAAUCUUGAUGAUUUAUCAGCUUUGUUAUCAGAACGUACACGAAUUAUUGCCAUACCAUAUGUUAGUAAUCUUAUUGGUGAAAUUCUUGAUAUUGAAUCUAUUGUAAAACUUGUUCGUCAAAAAUGUCCAUGUGCACGUGUUAUUGUUGACGGUGUAGCUUAUGCAUCUCAUCGAGCUAUUGAUGUUUAUAGUUCUCAUAUAGCUGUUUUAUAUGGUUCAAAUGCUGCUUGGCAAGAACUUGUUGACAUAUCUGCUAUAUCUAAUCAUUUCUUUAUCCCACAAUCGGAUAUUUCAUAUCAAUAUGAACUUGGAUGUCUUAAUCAUGAAGCAUGUGCACGUAUUUUAGGUGUUAAAUCUUAUUUUGAAUGA
Molecule: messenger RNA, 2058 nt
Organism: Rotaria sp. Silwood1
Lineage: Eukaryota; Metazoa; Rotifera; Eurotatoria; Philodinida; Philodinidae
Source: the annotation of a GenBank genome assembly